CUAUUUAUCAUGAUUUUAUUAAUUCUUUUAAAACACAAAAAUCAUUUCAAAGUAACUUACAUAUUGAGAAAAACCUCAAAAGAAAUGGCCGUAUUUAACGGUCUUUUUUUUUUUUUUUAACUGACUUCUUUCUAAAUCAACUUUUGAAGAAAUACUUUUGUCACAGGAUGUAUGUAGCAUCACAAUUGUUAACAUUCACUCUCUGUUGAUCUCUCCCUGAGCAAAAAAUAUAAGCAUGUGUGAAAAAGCCUGUAGACAGUGUGGGUUAAAACUUUAAACAUAGUGAUACUGCAGGUAUGUUGACAGUAGAACCUUGACUAUAUGCUGCUUUUAACUCUAAAAUUCAUUUGAAGAAAAACGUUUCUAAUCUUCAUAAUUUUUUUAGUAAUCUAUAGAAAACAAUUACUAGAUGAUAAAUAUAACAUGAUCCUCUAGUUUCUUCUUGCCACAGGCUUACAGCCCUACCUUAACUCCACUUCAAUCUUCAUUUUUUUUUUAAAUUGAGUCAGGUCUUUCUAUGUAUUCUUUUCUGUUCUGGAACACAUAUGAGCAUCAGGGGGCCUCAAACUCAUAGAGAUCCUUCCGUUUCUGCCUCCCUAGAGUUGAGAUUAAAAGCAUGAACUACCACGAAAGGCCCUCACUUGCUUCUGUUCCACACCAACUCUUUUCUUAAAUCAGUUAAUUUUUUCAUAGCCUAUUUGCUUUCUUUAACCAUCCUUAUCUUAUAUGCCUGAAAAACUAGCACUUCUCCAUUACUCACCUCUCCUCACUCAGGCUGCAUACCACCGAGGACAUCAGGACUAAACUUGCCAUACCACUGUGCAAGCCAUCAAAGAAGCUGCACAAUGAUUCCUAGAGAUUAUUAAGCACAGGCCUUCGAUAUGAAAGUCAAAUGCUUCAUGACCUUGUUUUGGCCAUUCUCUAUACUACUACUGUUUGACAAAAGCCAGGCCUCUGAAACAGAAGUCAAAUGUAAUUUUACCAAAAGGAAUUAUUCCUUGAUUCCAGAGGAUAUCAGUAACAAUGUUACCAUCCUUGAUCUAAGUUAUAAUCAGAUCACUCUGAAUGCUUCAGACAUCAGGGUGCUACAGAUGUAUUCUUUACUCACUGAGCUCUACUUGAUGGAGAAUAACAUUACUGUCAUAUAUAAUAAUAGUUUCAGUAAUCUCUCCAACCUAGAAAUUUUAAAUCUCUGUGGAAAUUCUAUCAGUGUAAUUGAACAGGGCUCAUUUGUUGGCUUAAAUGAAGUAAAACAGUUAUAUCUCUGCCGAAACAAAAUAUUACAACUGAAUCCCAGUACAUUUGUGCCUCUAAACAACCUGAAAGUUCUGAAUCUUCAAGGCAACUUGAUAAGCCAUUUUGAAGUACCACACCUACUUCAUCUGGAGUUACUAACUUUGGAUGGAAAUCCAUGGAACUGCACCUGUAGUCUACUCGAGUUGCAGAACUGGCUGAACAAGUCUGAUGUGACAUUAGAAAAUGAGAGCAUCACCAUGUGUAACUAUCCAGAUGAGCUAAAGCAAUACAGCAUCAAGUCAGCACCCUUUACAACUGAAUGCCACUCUAAAUUUAUUUCCACUAUAACUGAAGAGCUUUAUAUUGAUUUUCAGUCCAUGAGGAAUUCAACUUCCAAUGGCUCUUUAAACAACUUAACACGGAACUCAGAACAUGAACCUCUUGGAAAAAGCUGGGCUCUCCUUGUUGGUGUUGUCCUCACUGUCCUGCUAACUUCGCUCCUCAUCUUCAUUGCUAUCAAGUGUCCAGUGUGGUACAAUAUUCUGCUCAGUUACAAUCAUCAUCGCCUGGAAGAGCAUGAAGUAGAACCCUAUGAAAAUGGUCUUCCUAGAAACCCAAGUUCUCUUUCACAAAUAACAGAUACAAACUCUGAAGACACCACAGUAAUAUUUGAACAGUUGCAUUCAUUUGUGGUAGAUGAUGAUGGGUUUAUUGAAGACAGAUAUAUAGAUGUCAAUGAGGUACAUGAAGAAAAAUAAUUUUAUCAUGUUGAAAUUAUGAAAAAUAUUAUCGGUCUACUUAUAGCUUAGACAAAAAGAUUUUUAUUUGACAAACAAAACUAUAACCAGUAGACCUUCAUAUUAUUCAGUACCUUAUGUAAAUAUCAUACAAUUAUUUUUCUACUGACUUGCACAAGCAAGUCCAAAUGCAGUAACUCAUACUCUGGUUGGCUACAAGUUAAAUAAUUUAUCUCCACCACCAGCAUUUACUAGUGUCGACAGUAUUCAGGAAACCACAAACUGGGAAAAAGAACACCUAUGGAUGAUUGUUUACUAACUAAAAUGAACAGAUUCUGGUAUUAAUAAAUACAUGUGCUGCAAUGUCUGAAAUUAUACUAAAAUUUUGCUCAAUAAAGAAAUACAAAUUUAGAUUUAUAUCAACAAA
Molecule: messenger RNA, 2400 nt
Organism: Peromyscus leucopus (white-footed mouse)
Lineage: Eukaryota; Metazoa; Chordata; Mammalia; Rodentia; Cricetidae
Gene: Lrrc19
Product: leucine rich repeat containing 19
Exons: 5
Coding region: 882-1994 (370 amino acids)
Biological process (GO): interleukin-8 production; positive regulation of non-canonical NF-kappaB signal transduction
Cellular component (GO): plasma membrane
Molecular function (GO): protein binding; signaling receptor activity
Source: RefSeq, a predicted model, not a curated record